AUACUGACAGUAAAUCGGUUCUUUAUUUAUUUCUUCUCAAAGAUAUUUGUUGUCAAAAGAAACUAAAAGAGUAUAUUAAAGGUACACUUAUUUAUCAAAACAACUAUAACUACCUAUGGGAUAAUUUCUGUAUUUUAUAUAAAAAGAGAACAAAUGAAAUAAAAAAAAAAUCUAAAAGGAUUUGGCAGUUGAAAAACAUAAAAUUAAAAAGUCGAAAAAGAUUUGGCGGUUAAAGCGUGAACAGUUUUUUUUUCUCGAUAAGUCAUUUUAUUGGUAAUAUUAUAUAGACGGAAUGUACAUCAGUGAUUGUCGUUGUAGAUGAAAAUAUUGUGAUAUAAUAAGAAUAGAUCAAUAUAAGGGAGAACAAUCGAGUUGUUGUUCAACAACGGAUAGUUACACACCAUGAUGAAAUUGACAAUAAUGUGCUUUGUUAUUCUGGGAAAUAUUGUGACAACAGACGCUGCAGCUCCGGUUAUUCAACAACUCCCAACGGAAAAGUACGUCAGUGACCUUGAAAGUGGGUCAAGGUUACUUUAUAUAUACACUGUGCAAGACCCCAACGGAAACUCCUUUACCUGUUCUAAUACAAUAUCAGCAGAAAAAGACGGCGUGGCCGUGCCAGGUACCUACGACCAAUUUGAUGUUUCUUUAAACGCAUUAACUGGAAAUUAUGAGCUGCGCACGACCGGUUUGACAGCGUUCGAUUUUGCAACUAUUGACAAGUUUUAUAACACGUUGCAAUGCACUGAUAUCAACGCCGAAGUCAGUCAAGCACUCGACGUUGAAGUGAACGUAGUGGAUAAUCAGUUGGUAACAGUCAACAAUGCAGAGGGCGCAGCAAACCUGUUAACGUUGAAUGCACUCGGCGUAGGCCAAAGGACUCUUGUAAAGACCAUCGACUCAACAUCCAGUAAUGAUAUAAAAUACAACAUGACCAUAGACCCAUCUGUAUCACCUGAGUUCUUUGUUAUAGAUUCAAGUACUGGGGAAAUCAGAACCAACCGGGAGCUAAAAUACCUAGACUCGUCCGUUCCUACCUUAGACUUCUCAAUCCGAGCAUAUGACACUGUGAACCAAAUUGAAAUAUUUUCUACACAAACAGUUAAUCUUGAUAAUCAGAAUACCAUACCGACUACUACAAACAUGAUAACUCCAUUAGCAGAAACAAAAAUAGAGACGCUAGCUGCUGGUACCACACUGUUCACGAUUUCAACUUCCGACCCAGACACAUCACAGACGCACACGUACAGGUACACCUGUACACCUAAAGCUGCAGAAGAUACCUUUGAAUUAGACACAAGUGGGAAUUUCAAGAUUGCGACAGGCAAGUCACUGAAUUAUGAAAGAAAUCCUUUUUUCAACUGUUCAUUCUGGAUAGACGACGGUAUACAUGAAGGAGGCCCUUUCAUCUAUGAACUUACCGUUGAAAAUAACAAUGAAGCGCCGUAUUUUUCAAACAUAAUGUAUCACGUGAGCACGCCGGAAGGUGCGAAAGGCGCCACAACUUUCGACGCUUCGUUUGACUGCCAAGAUGACGACACCGGUGACUCGAUCACUUACGACUUCAGGGCCAUCAACAAUAGCGACCGGUUUCAUGUACUGCCGAGUGGUCUAAUCGAAUUUAAUGUCGAUUAUGACGUUGAUAAUGCAUAUCCCACCGAGGAGGUUUUGACGGUGUACUGUAUUGAUUCUGGCCACAUUGACGGUAACCCUCUGACAGGUUCGGCACAAGUUACUAUAACCGUCACUGAUGUUAAUGAUAAUGAGCCAGUGUUUUCGUCCUCAUCUUACACGUUCAUAGUGACUGACACAACUACACCCGGAACUGCUAUAGGUGUUAUGGCAGUUACGGAUGCUGAUAGUACAACUAACGGGUAUGUCCGGUGUUCAGCAAGUUCGGGCUCCACUUACAGCACCUAUUUUGCCAUUGGCGCCAAUUGUAACGUGUACAGUACAAGACAAGUGGACUUUGCAGCUGGUACUCAAACUCAGUAUAUUGUCACGGCGAUUGACGACGGAAAUCCGCAAUUGACCGGAACUUCUACAGUUGCCAUCAUUUACCAGCAGACACCGACAACCACCACAACGCCCGCUCCAACUACCACGCCAUACAACUUUUUUGACCAUGCUGGUAAUAUUGUAUUGUUUGUAUUUUGUCUCUUAAUGGCGCUGGCUUUACUUGGAUUGCUCACAUGGUGUCUGAUGCAGUUUUGUUGCCCAGGGAUGUGCAAUUGCUUUGGGCGCGGAGGAAGAUCCCGGAGAUAUCCAGAUAGGCGGAGAGACGAUUAUAAUAACGAUAGAAGAAGAGAUGACUACAAGGAUAAUAGAAGAAGGGAUUCGGACGAAUAUGAUUCUCCAAAACGUAAAGAUGACAAAUCGACCAAGUCGAGAUGGUAAUGCAAGAAAGUCUGCUGUAAACACUGGCAAGUCUACUGUGAUAUACCGACAAGAUCAGCUGAAGUCCUUCUUUUCAUAUAUCUGCAUAUAUCGUAUAAUGUUCCAAAUUUUGUUAUAGGCGAAUUACCAUUUUCCGUUUUUAAAACUGAAA
This is a messenger RNA of Ruditapes philippinarum (Manila clam), 2548 nucleotides long. Its product is annotated as protocadherin Fat 4-like. The record is from RefSeq and is a predicted model, not a curated record. Gene Ontology annotation, molecular function: calcium ion binding. NCBI's taxonomy places the organism in Eukaryota, Metazoa, Mollusca, Bivalvia, Venerida, Veneridae. The transcript has 14 exons. Gene Ontology annotation, biological process: homophilic cell-cell adhesion. Bases 403 to 2397 code for a protein of 664 amino acids. Gene Ontology annotation, cellular component: plasma membrane.